Molecule: messenger RNA, 1202 nt
Organism: Fragaria vesca subsp. vesca
Lineage: Eukaryota; Viridiplantae; Streptophyta; Magnoliopsida; Rosales; Rosaceae
Product: CASP-like protein At2g36330-like
Exons: 3
Coding region: 1-867 (288 amino acids)
Source: RefSeq, a predicted model, not a curated record
AUGAAGAAAUCCUCCUCCAUAAACUCCGACGACUCCGCCUACACCGCCGAAUCCCCCCUCCGCUACCUCUCCCCCAUGCGAUCCGACGCCUUCGACAGCCCCCCCUACGCCUCCCCGGAGCUCUCCCUCCAGAAGACACCUCCCGACAACUCCAAGGCCAUCAUUUCCGUCGACAAGCACCCUCCCUUCCGCCCGCAGAAACAGCCGGAGAAAGCUCCGGAGAAAUCGCCGUCGCCGAUGGUGGUGUACAACAGCCACCGCGCGGCCAGGGAGGACCCGCCGCCUUCCGUGCCGAAGGUGGCGGCGGCUCCCAACGGCGUGGCGAGACAGGCGGGGGACGGCGUUGACGGCGCCGGGGUUGGGAGAUCGAGGGCGGCGAGGCGGCCGCCGAGGAGGAGGGAGGAUGUGGUGAAGACGGCGGCGCUAGGGUUUCGUGUUAGCGAGGUGGUGCUGUGUUUGGUUUCGUUUUCGGUUAUGGCUGCUGAUAAAACUCAGGGAUGGAGCGGCGACUCGUUUGAUCGCUACAAGGAAUACAGGUAUUGUUUAGCUGUGGCUGUUAUUGGAUUUGCGUAUGCUGCCUUUCAAGCAUACAGUCUAUCGUAUCUACUAGUCACCGGGAAGUAUGUGAUCAGCCACCACCUCCGUCGCCACUUUGAUUUCUUCAUGGAUCAGGUACUAGCAUAUCUUCUCAUUUCAGCAUCAUCAUCGGCAGCCACCAGGGUCGAUGACUGGCAAUCGAAUUGGGGGAAAGAUGAGUUCACGGAGAUGGCCACUGCUUCAGUUAGCAUGGCCUUCCUUGCUUUCAUUGCCUUUGCACUAAGCUCCCUGAUCUCUGGUUACGACCUCUUUACCCAAGAUUCCACAUGAUCUUCACAAUGAGCUGCAGACUCAGUUUUCAUGUUGUGAGAAAAUAAUCUAUAGAAUGUGAAUGAAAAUUAUUCAUUUUCCAGUGGUGUAUAGCUUCAAACUACGUAGCUACGAUAUCUGGAUAGUCAUUGUUUUCUCAGCUUUAGACAUCUCAUAUAUAUACAAGGUAUUUGUGGUUUAUAAGUAGAGGCUUCUUAAUAUUGGAGGUGAUACUCUCAAAUGAGCUGGUCUUAGAUUUGGAUCCGAUUUUGCUUCUCCCCCUUGAUUUAUUGGUGCUGGGUUGGUGUAUAAUGGAAAUCUCUUUUUGGGCUUUGCAUGUAGGCUUUCUCUUGCUC